AUGACUAACAAACCAAUUGCUCCUCAAAAUUCUCAGACACCAGAAGAUUCAACAGAACGGUUCGAUCCACAGUCGAUCAGUUUACGAGCUCAAAAAAAGUUGGUUGGAAGUUUACCAAAAGGGAUUAUUAAAUUAUUUCUUGAUGAUUCAUCGGCUCGUUUAUUUGAAAAUAUAUUUAGUUUGAUCAAACAAUAUACAGGUAAUAAUAAACUAGCUGCUUAUCUAACAAAGCAGGCAAUUAAAUUAAAUGUCAAAGCCUUAAUUUUAAUAUCAAAUGACAUACUAUCAGACGAACAGUUGAACCAUGCUUAUGAAUUUCAUGAGAAAUGUCAUCAAAUAGCUGAGAUCGCAUUGCGCUUAGGUCGACCCAAGCGUCGUCUAAUGCCGGGUGUUGAACCGUCAAUUGAUAAAUUGAUACAAACAAUGAAAGAGGCUAACCAAACGUUAAUAGAAGCCGUUAAGCACCAUAUUAGUCAACAAUCACAAGACAAGUUUAAAGAAUUUUCGGACUUUUUCUGUCAUCGUGAAUUUGUUGUUGAAGUGUUUACUAAUAAAGUGAAAUAUUCAACGCAUAUGGAAAAAAUCUAUGAUGACCUCGAAGAUAUGAUGGACCGUGGCUUAUUUUGAUUUUAUUCUCCAACGCAGGAAAGGAAUAUAACAAGUCAUAUGUAUGAUCUAAUUGUUUGGAAUGCUGCUGUGCAAAAUAUAUUGUGUAAGCUCGUCGGCAAUGAAAGAUUUAUGGCCAAUGUUAUGAAUUCAUUAUUGAGUAAACUGUCAUUAAAUAUUUAUUCACAUUCCGUAACUUCACCUAAUUCUUAACUAG
Molecule: messenger RNA, 823 nt
Organism: Schistosoma intercalatum
Lineage: Eukaryota; Metazoa; Platyhelminthes; Trematoda; Strigeidida; Schistosomatidae
Source: the annotation of a GenBank genome assembly